CGCCGAUCGAAUGCCCCAAACUUCCCGGAAUAUAAGGCAGCUGUUCCAAAGCCGCAGAGGGAGAGCGGAGCGGUCUUCCAAUCCAGUCGAACCCAGACACUGCCGUCCGUUGCCUCUCCCCAGCGCUCCCACCUUUUCGGGUACAUCCUGCAGGUGUGUGGACCCUUCUAGCCUGAGGAGUCCUGCAGGUGUGAAGCUCCACACCUGCCUCCAUAGCACUUUGCCUGUCCCUAAGAGGGCUCAUCGGAGAAGAAAGAAUGGCUGUCAGCCACCUGCCAAUGAUGGUCCAGGAAUUGGUGACCUUCAAGGAUGUGGCUGUACUCUUCACCCAGGAAGAGUGGGGGCAGCUGAGCCCAGCCCAGAGGGCCCUGUACAGGGAUGUGAUGCUGGAGAACUACAGCAACCUGGUCUCCCUGGGACUCUUAGGACCCAAACCAGAUAUGUUUUCCCAGCUAGAAAAAAGGGAAGUGUGGAUGCCAGAGGACACCCCUGGAGGCUUCUGUCUUGACUGGAUGACUAUGCCUGCCAGUAAGAAAUCUACUCUCAAGGCAGAGAUUCCUGAAGAAGAAUUGGAUCAAUGGACAAUAAAGGAAAGAUUCAGUAGCAGUAGUCACUGGAAGUGUGCUAGCCUGCUGGAGUGGCAAUGUGGAGGCCAGGAGAUCAGUUUGCAGCGAGUGGUACUCACUCACCCCAACACCCCAUCACAGGAAUGUGAUGAAUCUGGGAGCACUAUGAGCUCAUCUCUUCACAGUGCUCAGAGUCAGGGAUUUCAACCUGGCAAAAAUGCCUUUGAGUGUAGUGAGUGUGGAAAAGUCUUCUCUAAGAGUUCAACUCUUAAUAAACAUCAGAAAAUUCAUACUGAAAAAAACGCAAAUCAGAAAAUUCAUAUUAAGGAGAAAAGAUAUGAAUGUAGAGAAUGUGGGAAGGCCUUUCACCAGAGUACACACCUUAUCCAUCACCAAAGAAUUCACACUGGCGAGAAACCCUAUGAAUGUAAGGAAUGUGGCAAGGCCUUCUCAGUGAGCUCCUCACUUACGUACCAUCAGAAAAUUCAUACUGGAGAGAAGCCUUUUGAAUGCAACUUAUGUGGAAAAGCUUUUAUCCGAAAUAUACACCUUGCCCAUCAUCAUAGAAUACAUACUGGAGAGAAACCUUUUAAAUGUAACAUUUGUGAAAAAGCCUUUGUGUGCAGGGCACAUCUUACCAAACACCAGAAUAUCCACAGUGGAGAGAAACCCUAUAAAUGUAAUGAAUGUGGAAAAGCCUUUAAUCAGAGUACAAGUUUUCUUCAGCAUCAGAGAAUUCACACUGGAGAGAAACCCUUUGAAUGUAAUGAAUGUGGGAAGGCCUUCAGGGUGAACUCUUCCCUUACUGAACAUCAGAGAAUUCAUACUGGAGAGAAACCUUAUAAAUGUAAUGAAUGUGGGAAAGCUUUCAGGGAUAAUUCAUCCUUUGCACGACAUCGGAAAAUUCAUACUGGAGAGAAACCUUACAGAUGUGGCUUGUGUGAGAAAGCCUUUAGGGACCAAUCAGCACUAGCCCAACAUCAGAGAAUUCAUACUGGGGAAAAACCUUAUACAUGUAACAUAUGUGAAAAAGCCUUCAGUGACCAUUCAGCCCUUACCCAACAUAAGAGAAUUCAUACUAGAGAAAAACCUUACAAAUGUAAAAUCUGUGGGAAAGCCUUUAUCCGAAGCACCCACCUGACUCAACAUCAGAGGAUUCACACAGGAGAGAAACCCUAUAAAUGUAAUAAAUGUGGGAAAGCUUUUAACCAGACUGCAAACCUCAUUCAGCAUCAGAGACAUCAUAUUGGAGAGAAGUGAUAUGAAUGCAGUUUGUAUGGAAGACCUUUGAGACUGAGUAGAUUAAUUAUUGAAUGUAAGAUAAUCCAUUCUAGAGAAUAACUAUGAAAGCUUACAUCAUGAUAGUCACUUUAUUUACUGAGGGUCAGGUUUCACAGUGUCAUGGGGUUUGGGCAUUUAAGAAUGGCAAACACUCGGCUGGGUGCGGUGGCUCACACCUGUAAUCCCAGCACUUUGGGAGGCCGAGGUGGGCGGAUCACGAGGUCAGGAGAUCGAGACCAUCCUGGCUAACAGGGUGAAACCCCGUCUCUACUAAAAAUAUAAAAAAUUAGUCGGGCGUGGUCGUGGGCGCCUGUAGUCCCAGCUACUCGGGAGGCUGAGGCAGGAGAAUGGCGUGAACCUGGGAGGCAGAGGUUGCAGUGAGCUGAGAUCGUGCCGCUGCACUCCAGCCUGGGCAACAGAGCAAGACUCUGUUUCAAAAAAAAAAAAAAGAAGAAGAAUGGCAAACACUCCUCAUUCUUUAAUACUGCCUCAAAUAGCAGUACUGUUUGAUUCGUCUGAAUUACCAAGUAUCAGAACCAAAAUGGAGCUUCACUAACAGCAUUAAAAUUGGUUUAUCAAAUUACAUUUUGACUAUUAGAGAAACUGAAAUUGUAAAAAUUAAAGUUGAAAAGCAAAGGAACAAAAAGGUAAAAUGGCCUACAAGCAUUUCACUCUACUAGAUUCUCUUACAUAAGAGAGUUGCCAGCUUUAAUGGAAGCCUUAGUCCUCUCCUCACCCACACUACUGACACCCAGUGUAGAGAAAGUGCAUCAUCCACACUUAUUUAAAUCAUGCUUCCUGCCUUCUGCUUCAAACCAUCCAUUGUCAGAUCUCUCUGGUCUGUGUGUCCACUGGCUUCAUCCCUGUAGAAUCCCUGUGAGAUGAUUCAUUUGCCCCAAAUGACCCUCUUCUGACUUAGCAACUCCUAACUCUCUGCAUGUGCCACCUAUCACUGCCCCUAUGGGGAGUGUGGUGAUCUGGUCUCAGGCACAGUCCAUGAUGUUGAAUAUCACACCCAAAUCCAGUCUUCAGAACUUGGUAUCUCUGUCCAGAAGGCACAACUUGAUCAAAAUUCUUGAGUUAUGCAUUUCCUCUGGGCUUCAGCUUGACUGAUCCUGGGAUGGUACCUGAAGGAGGGGCUUUCCUUGUGCUGCCUUUACCCUCCAAUUGUUCUGUACUUAGGGACUGUACACAUCAGUCAGGGACUUGCUCAGUUUCAGGCGCAAUGAUCCCACCCACUUAAGUUGUAGUAUUCCCAAUCACCUCCAUCUGUCGCUGCCCAUUUCUCCAUGUGCAAUUGAUAUAAGAGGUGAAAGCCCCAAGGCCAGUUCUCGGAAUGCUCUGACCCACUCUCUUCCCCCGGCUGGACAGUCCACUGUGUCCACUGCAUUAGAGUACAUUUACUACUCCCAGGAUAAACUGCUGCAUCCUGGUCCUCCCCCUGCCUUUUCUAGGUUUCUGGAGGUAGUAAUUCUAUAUUCAUAGGAAAGCAGACAGCUUUGAAUUUCUACUUUUGCAUUUGGAAGUGGUCAUUUCCUCUCCUCCACCUGGGCCUUCCACUAUUUAAAGACUCAUGCUGACAGUGGUGAGAAAAAUGUUGAGUAAUUCCAUGAGUCAAGAAGUGGCCACUAGCAGCAUUGAUAUUCUCUGGCAAGGGCCAUGUCCUUGUUCAAGAGUUUGAGUGGCACAGUAGUCCUGCAGGUAUGGUUCCUUUACCCUCUUUUGUUUUUUGUUUUUUUGUUUUUUUGCUUUUUUUGAGACAAUGUCUUGCUCUGUUGCCCAGGCUGGAGUGCAGUGGCACGAUCUCGGCUCACUGUAACUUCCACCUCCUGGGUUCAAGUGAUUCUCCUGCCUCAGCCUCCCGAGUAGCUGGGAUUACAGGCAUCCACCACCAUACCCAGCUAAUUUUUUGUAUUUUUAGUAGAGAUAGGGUUUCACUAUGUUGGCCAGGCUGGUCUCAAACUCCUGACCUCGUGAUCCGCCCACCUCAGCCUCCCAAAGUGCUGGGAUUACAGGCGUGAGCCACCGCGCCUGGCCACCUUCCACAUCUUUAAUCCUUCAGUGCUUUCAGUAGAAAUCACACAGAUAAGUAACAUCUGUGCAUAACACACACACACAGCCUCUGGGGGCCUUCUCCCUUUCCCUACCAUAAGGAAUGGAGGAACCUGCACUACUGCAAGCUGGAACAUAUCGUGCAAUGAAGAUGGGAGGCCAAGCAAAUUGUUCUGGAAAGUGAAGUGGCAAGUUCCUGGUCUGUGGAAGUGCUGUCCGUCAAGUUGAGUAACCUCCUGACCCCUCAGAAUGCAGCAUCUCACCCCCAUGUUACAGAAGAGGAUAUUCUAUAUCAUGGUAGAACUCAGUGGGCUCUGGGUUGCAACACAGACUUGGAAGCUUCCAGCAGCUUCAAAGUCCAAGUAAUCUAAAUUCAGCCUUCAUUUAAUAAAGGCCACCUUUGUGGGCCAGCAUCUUCUGUUAGCUGAUCAGCAAUUCAGACUUUCUUCCCUAUUAAGCUGCAUGUGAAGCAGUAUUUCAAGAGGUUUCUUGGGAUUGCCUGUGUCCCAUGUCCUCAGAAGUUCAUCUGCAGCUUCAUGCGGCUGACACCCUCAGAUUCCAGAGUAAACCUGAAAAAACCAUGUUCACUGCUACAGAUGUCUGCCUUCACCCCUAUCCCUGUAAUGUGCCAGGUCUUAACUACCACCCCCUUACCUUGAAUCCCUGAGAAGCACGUUUCUAAGCUGAGUUGAUUGGUUUGUUUUGUCUAUUUUUAAUGAAUGCAUGAGAACUACCACUACUUGGUGUGUGCCUACAGUUGAGCCAGGGCCAAGGCCUGCAGCCAGCUCAAGAGUCUCAUUCAUCUCAGCCGCAGCUCCAGGAACUAUGCAUUCAGCAGCAUUAAGUGCAGCCUGAAGGCUCUCCCAUCUGAGAAGACAGUGCACUCUCCUUGAGUUCACCUCCCGUCAGGCUUAAGUUUUCAUGAAAUUAGUCCUCCAAGAUGCCUGUUCACUCAUCCCUGUCUGGGAAGGCAAAAAGUAAGUCAUUGGCCUAUUAGAUAUGCCCAGGCUGACUUGAAUAUAUUUAUGGUACUAGUACUUGGCCAGGCAGUGGCUUUAUUUAUUCUACUGUAGGAUUACGAGCUUACUACAUGGCCUUCUCAACUAGGGCAGUAGACAUUGCCUGGGUCCUAGUCAUACUUUUCUCACGUGGAUGAUGUUGCUCUCUACCUGGGGAAUUCUAAUCUGCCCCGGCUCAACCCCUAAAAAUACAUUUCUGAGGACCCUGCAGUAAGACUUCCUCAGCCACAAUCUUCUCUACCAGCUGAUCUGUGUAGUGUUAGACAUUUCAGUAGUUACUGAGAGGGAGUUUUCUGCACCCCACCUUCAGCUGGGUUAAUCCCCAAAGAACCACUGUUUCCUAGGAAGAACAGUUGAUUCCAUACCUUGCUUUUCUAGUCCUAACGGCCAUGUCGACAUAUCCAGCUGUGACAAGAUGAAGGACCACGAUUUGGGACUCUUCAGGGACAGACUUGGCCACCUGGUGAUGUGCCACCUUCAGCAGCUCUGUCUUCACACGUCCAGCCUGCACCUGCUUCAUGCAGUGCACAAGACUGUUCUGGCACACCAUGACCAUGACCUUCACACGAGGCCAGUCUCCCCGACCAUGACCUUCACACGAGGCCAGUCUCCCCGACCAUGACCUUCACACGAGGCCAGUCUCCCCGACCAUGACCUUCACACGAGGCCAGUCUCCCCGACCAUGACCUUCACACGAGGCCAGUCUCCCCGACCAUGACCUUCACACGAGGCCAGUCUCCCCGACCAUGACCUUCACACGAGGCCAGUCUCCGCGACCAUGACCUUCACACGAGGCCAGUCUCCCCGACCAUGACCUUCACACGAGGCCAGUCUCCCCGACCAUGACCUUCACACGAGGCCAGUCUCCCCGACCAUGACCUUCACACGAGGCCAGUCUCCCCGACCAUGACCUUCACACGAGGCCAGUCUCCCCGACCAUGACCUUCACACGAGGCCAGUCUCCCCGACCAUGACCUUCACACGAGGCCAGUCUCCGCGACCAUGACCUUCACACGAGGCCAGUCUCCCCGACCAUGACCUUCACACGAGGCCAGUCUCCGCGACCAUGACCUUCACACGAGGCCAGUCUCCGCGACCAUGACCUUCACACGAGGCCAGUCUCCCCGACCAUGACCUUCACACGAGGCCAGUCUCCCCGACCAUGACCUUCACACGAGGCCAGUCUCCCCGACCAUGACCUUCACACGAGGCCAGUCUCCCCGACCAUGACCUUCACACGAGGCCAGUCUCCCCGCCCAUGACCUUCACACGAGGCCAGUCUCCCCGACCAUGACCUUCACACGAGGCCAGUCUCCCCGCCCAUGACCUUCACAUGAGGCCAGUCUCCCCGCCCUCACCUGGGCCGUAGAGAAAGGUAAGAGCCCGAGAAGCAGCUCCUGACCUCUCCUCCCACCUCAGAGCCUUCUGAGACCCGUCACGGUGCCAGCUCCACUCUGCCCAGUUUGAGGAGGGAAUUAGCAUCUAGACUGACAGGUUCUUCAUUUCUGUGGGCUUCUGGGAACAGCCACUGAAACUGCCUCUUCAUUACUGAAAAAAAAGUUGCUUCGGAUUUCCCCUUUCAGAUUCCUCUGCCCAUCUCCUGCCGGGUGCCCCUCGUCUCCAGCAGACUGAUUUGUCAUCUGAGUUCUUUCUCCCUGCCUGCCUGUUUGCCUAGCUUUGAUGGCGGCCUCUCUAAGACGUUACCUUCCUCCAUAUUCACUAACUGCUUCUAGAACAGCAUUUGUCCCUGCAGCAGACUCAGGCUUCCAGGUUACUGUGCCCGAGCCUCAGAGUCUUGGAACAAAAUUGCUUUAAACUGAAUGCUUUUGGUGGAGAAAACAAUUUAAUUCAAAAUUAAUCCAAGAACGCCAUAGCCUCCCCCUAUCUGAUUCCUCUCCUUUCCUUUGCACUUUGCCCCACCCUCCCCUGUAGCACUGGCUUAGUCGGCAGUACAACAUGGAGACAUCAAUCUCUCACCCUCCUCUGUCUCACAGUUGGAGGUCUCCCUGCUUCUUGGCCCACCUCAACUCCUGCUAAAUAUAUCUUUGGCAAUUUAAAUAUUUUUAUAACAGUUUGUGAAGGGAAAAGAACGCAAGGCUUGGUUGCUUCUGAUCACUCAAGGACCUCUCGGCAGUGCUGAUGGUCCUAUUCUGCAGGUGCCAGCACCGGGUGGUACUCACACUCCCUGUGUUCCGUCUGCCACCCUGUGUACCACAUGUCACUGUCUUUUUUUUCUUUCUUCCAAGCAAUUCUCCUGCCUCAGCCUCCCAAGUAGCUGGGAUUACAGGUGCCCACCACCAUGCCCGGCUAAUUUUUGUAUUUUUAGUAGAGACGGGAUUUCACCAUGUUGGUCAGGCUGGUCUUGAACUCCUGACCUCAUGAUCCACUUGCUUUGGCCACGUCACUAUCCUUAAAAAAUUGUUGACAAUAGUUAUUCAUCAGUGUGUCUUUCUGAAAAUAAAAUGAGAAAAGUGCCCAGUU
Pongo pygmaeus (Bornean orangutan) is the source of this 7399-nucleotide messenger RNA. It is a transcript of the gene ZNF454, whose product is annotated as zinc finger protein 454. The transcript has 6 exons. Gene Ontology annotation, molecular function: DNA-binding transcription factor activity, RNA polymerase II-specific; RNA polymerase II cis-regulatory region sequence-specific DNA binding. Bases 258 to 1826 code for a protein of 522 amino acids. Gene Ontology annotation, biological process: regulation of transcription by RNA polymerase II. The record is from RefSeq and is a predicted model, not a curated record. NCBI's taxonomy places the organism in Eukaryota, Metazoa, Chordata, Mammalia, Primates, Hominidae.